This is a messenger RNA of Cylas formicarius (sweet potato weevil), 1114 nucleotides long. RefSeq names its product trypsin 3A1-like. Gene Ontology annotation, molecular function: serine-type endopeptidase activity. The record is from RefSeq and is a predicted model, not a curated record. Gene Ontology annotation, biological process: proteolysis. NCBI's taxonomy places the organism in Eukaryota, Metazoa, Arthropoda, Insecta, Coleoptera, Brentidae. The coding region runs from base 61 to 831 and encodes 256 amino acids. The transcript is spliced from 6 exons.
UAUCGCAUUUAAACGUAGUUCCAGCGGGAAAGUGCGUAGAACUUGAAAACAAAUUUCUCCAUGUUCUCCCGAACCAACACCGUACUCCUGUUCACCUUUUUGUUUUCGGGAUGCUGUUCGAGCUCAUUUUCGGGCAUCCAGCACAGAAUAGUCGGCGGCCAAGCAGCUAACAUAACACAGUACCCAUACCAAGUAUCCAUUGCGUUCGACGGGGAACAUGGAUGCGGUGGUUCGAUCCUCACCGUGAAGUUUGUCCUGUCGGCGGCGCACUGCUUUGCCUCGGAAACUAAAGGAAAACGAGUAACGGUGAGGGCGGGUUCCUCGUUCAGGACCACGGGAGGUCAAGUGGUCGCUACCAAGUCGAUCCAGACCCAUGCUAGUUUUAACGCUGAUACUUAUGACUAUGAUGUAGCGGUGCUUGAGUUGGCAUCGUCAUUGACUUUGGGCACCGGAGUAGCGACCAUCAAGCUUACAAGCGCCUCAUCUAAGAUAGCAAAUGGGCAGGUCGCUUCCGUAGCUGGAUGGGGUUUCACUUCUAACGACGGAGAGGUGUCUUAUCAGCUGCAGGCUGUGACUUUGCCACUGAUAACGACUCAGAAUUGCCGGAAAUAUUACGGAACCAAAGCGGUUACUGAUAGAAUGAUCUGCGCAGGAUACGGGGCCGGCGGUAAAGACAGUUGCAUCGGUGAUUCGGGCGGUCCUCUCGUUUCCAACGGGCUCCAGGUGGGGAUAGUGUCGUGGGGCGACGUGUGCGGGCAAGCCUCGACCCCCGGCGUUUACACCCAGAUUUCGUCCGUCUUGAGUUUUAUACAGGGCAUCGUAAAAUUCUAACGCGUUUAUUUCUCUAAGCAGUAAAGAAAUGAUCUCUGCGUUGGCCUUUUUUAUGUUUUGGAAGUGGGUGUAGUGGGUGUUUGUUGCUCUGCCGUCCUCCCAUCCCUCGGAUGAUUUCCACCAAUUCGCUCUAGAUUUUGUUUCGCUACUCAUCACGAGAUGGUAGCACAGUUUAAAUUUACGGUUUGUGGUCUCGCACGGUGAAAAUAUUUUACACGUUAAAUUCGUUAUAGUGUAUCUAGUAAGUAGUUUCAGUAGUGAUUGAAAUCUUAACAACGGCUAG